GAGCGCACGCCGCCGCCGCCGCCGCCGCUGCCGCCGCCGCCGCCACCGCCGCCGCCGCCGCCCGACCCGCCGCAUUGCUGCUGCCGCCGCCGCCCCGGCCCGGCCCGCGGCCCUCAAUAUGGUGCAGCCGCCCGCGCCGCCGCCCGUGCCGCCACCCGCGGGCCCCGCCGCCGCCCUCGGGCGCCCGCAGAGCGGCAGCCGCAGGUGGAGGGCUGCGCCCCGAGCCUGAGCCUUCGUCCCCGCGCCGGGCUGCGCGGCCAGCCCCGCUGGCUCGCCUCUGAGGGGCACUUGGCGCUGAGGUGGAGCCGUUUGCACCAGCGCUGCUGCUCCUGCCCCCUCCCUCCCCCUCCCCUUCCCUCCCCUCCCCCUCCCUCCUCCCCUCCGGUCCUGUCUCCAGCGGGAGCGCGAGACGCUGGUCAGGCUCCGCGGCGCAGCUCAAAAAUGAAUAAUCGCCCCCGAUUGACUUAAAUUCCACCGAAGCCGGCGUCGCGGCCGCCUGCCGCUCGGGAUCUGCUCGCUGUGUUUUUGCUUUCUCCAUUCUUCCUUUUUUUUAAAAAAAAUAGCAAAACAAAACCAGCCAGCCAGCCAAGAAUCCGGUUUGUUGAUCGCCUUAUUUUUUUUUUUUUUUUUCACCGUUUGCGGGAUUUGCAAACCGAAUUACAUGCAUGUCCAGUGGGGGUAGGUUUAAUUUUGACGAUGGAGGGUCCUACUGUGGAGGCUGGGAGGACGGCAAGGCGCACGGCCAUGGCGUCUGCACCGGCCCCAAGGGCCAGGGCGAAUACACCGGCUCGUGGAGCCACGGCUUCGAGGUGCUGGGCGUCUACACCUGGCCCAGCGGCAACACGUACCAGGGCACUUGGGCGCAGGGCAAGCGCCACGGCAUCGGCCUGGAGAGCAAGGGGAAGUGGGUGUACAAGGGCGAGUGGACGCACGGAUUUAAGGGGCGCUACGGGGUGCGGGAAUGCACAGGCAACGGGGCCAAGUACGAAGGGACCUGGAGCAACGGGCUGCAGGACGGCUAUGGCACCGAGACCUACUCGGAUGGAGGGACCUACCAGGGCCAGUGGGUCGGUGGCAUGCGCCAAGGCUACGGUGUGCGGCAGAGUGUCCCCUACGGCAUGGCGGCGGUCAUCCGCUCGCCCCUGAGGACGUCCAUCAACUCUCUGCGCAGUGAGCACACCAAUGGCGCGGCCCUGCACCCCGACGCCUCCCCCGCGGUGGCCAGCUCCCCAGCGGUGUCCCGAGGGGGCUUCGUGCUCAUGGCCCACAGUGACUCCGAGAUCCUCAAGAGCAAGAAGAAGGGGCUGUUCCGGCGCUCGCUGCUGAGCGGGCUGAAGCUGCGCAAGUCGGAGUCCAAGAGCAGCCUGGCCAGCCAGCGCAGCAAGCAGAGCUCCUUCCGCAGCGAGGCCGGCAUGAGCACGGUCAGCUCCACCGCCAGCGACAUCCACUCCACCAUCAGCCUGGGCGAGGGCGAGGCCGAGCUGUCGGUCAUCGAGGACGACAUCGACGCCACCACCACCGAGACCUAUGUGGGCGAGUGGAAGAACGACAAGCGGGCGGGCUUCGGUGUGAGCCAGCGCUCGGACGGCCUCAAGUAUGAGGGCGAGUGGGCCAGCAACCGGCGGCACGGCUACGGCUGCAUGACCUUCCCCGACGGCACCAAGGAGGAGGGCAAGUACAAGCAGAACAUCCUCGUGAGCGGCAAGCGCAAGAACCUCAUCCCGCUGCGCGCCAGCAAGAUCCGAGAGAAGGUGGACCGGGCCGUGGAGGCGGCCGAGCGGGCUGCCACCAUUGCCAAGCAGAAGGCAGAGAUUGCGGCCUCCAGGACCUCCCACUCCCGGGCCAAGGCCGAGGCAGCCCUCACCGCGGCUCAGAAGGCCCAGGAGGAAGCACGGAUUGCCAGGAUCACUGCCAAAGAGUUCUCCCCUUCCUUCCAGCACAGGGAAAACGGGCUCGAGUACCAGCGGCCAAAGCAUCAAGCUUCCAGUGACGACAUCGAGGUGAUGUCCACUGGGACACCCAUGCAGCAGGAGAGCCCGGAGCUGUACCGCAAGGGCACCACCCCCUCGGACCUGACCCCCGAUGACAGCCCCCUGCAGAGCUUCCCUGCCAGCCCCUCGGUCACUCCACCACCAGCUCCUGCGUCCAGGAACAAGGUCGCCCACAUCUCGCGGCAGGUGUCGGUGGACGAGGAGCGUGGCGGGGACAUCCAGAUGCUCCUGGAGGGCAGAGGAGGGGACUAUGGCCGCCACAGCUGGGGUGAGGAGAAGGCAGGGGGGUCCAGGGGGGUCCGCAGCGGUACCCUCCGCAGUGGCCAGCCCGUGGAGGACUUUCGCACCCGGGGCUCGGGCCACAAGCAGCCCGGCAACCCCAAGCCCCGGGAGCGGCGGACGGAGUCGCCCCCUUCGUUCUCCUGGACUUCCCACCCUCGGGCCAGCAACCCCAGCUCAGGGGGCGCCAAACUGCUGGAGCUCGAUGAGGAAAAGCUGAGCAACUAUGAGAUGGAAAUGAAGCCCCUGCUGAGGGUGGACGCCCACAUGCAGGAGGCGCACCCCCAGAAGAGACGCUACAGCAGGGGGGCUGCCUGCCGGGGCCUGGGCGAGGACCGGGGCUUUGGGGCGCAGAGACUGAGACCCAAGUCCCAGAACAAGGAGAACGUCCGGCCGGCCGCGAGCGCGGAGCCCGCAGUGCAGAGACUGGAGAGCCUGCGGCUGGGGGACAGGGCCGAGCCCCGGCUGCUGCGCUGGGACCUGACCUUCUCCCCACCCCAGAAGUCCUCGCCCGUGGCACGGGAAUCGGACGAGGAGAACGGGGACGAGCUCAAGUCCAGCUCGGGCUCAGCGCCCAUCCUGGUAGCCAUGGUGAUCUUGCUAAACAUCGGAGUCGCCAUUUUGUUUAUUAACUUUUUCAUCUGAUGAGAUUGUCACAUUAGCAAAAAUACCGGUGGGUGUACAAAAGGGGGACGUUAACGGCGAAACCGCAAAGAGGAAAGGACCAUAACGCAGACAGCCUGACAGCUACUUCCGAGUUUCUUCACAGAACACCACGAUUGGCGUUGCUCUGUCAUCCAGACGAAAGAACAAGGUUCCAGAAUGCCCGAGUGCUCUUUGGCCCUGGCUGCGGAGCCAGCCCGGCCAGCGUGUAUGGACGUGUCUGUGGGGCCAUGGGCUCGUCCACACGCAGGUCCCCCUGUGCUCACACCUGGGAAGGUCCUUAAAGCGAGUUCCCACAGUCGUCCUGGGUACAGCCCGUCUAUGACUCUGCCUUGCUUUGCUUAUGUUCAGCUGUUUCUCUGCUACCUUUCGAGCAGAUUUCUUUACUACACUGCACUGGAUUGCUAUAUUUUUAACCAGAAAUAAACUAAAGAUUAGAGCAUGUUCCAGUUAAA
This is a messenger RNA of Molossus molossus (Pallas's mastiff bat), 3388 nucleotides long. It is a transcript of the gene JPH3, whose product is annotated as junctophilin 3. Lineage: Eukaryota; Metazoa; Chordata; Mammalia; Chiroptera; Molossidae. Gene Ontology annotation, biological process: regulation of synaptic plasticity. The record is from RefSeq and is a predicted model, not a curated record. The coding region runs from base 666 to 2915 and encodes 749 amino acids. The transcript is spliced from 6 exons. Gene Ontology annotation, cellular component: endoplasmic reticulum membrane; junctional membrane complex; plasma membrane.